Messenger RNA from Nicotiana attenuata, 621 nucleotides. RefSeq lists its product as uncharacterized. Gene Ontology annotation, molecular function: RNA-DNA hybrid ribonuclease activity; nucleic acid binding. Lineage: Eukaryota; Viridiplantae; Streptophyta; Magnoliopsida; Solanales; Solanaceae. Bases 1 to 621 code for a protein of 206 amino acids. The transcript has a single exon. The record is from RefSeq and is a predicted model, not a curated record.
AUGGCUAACCAUAUUAAUCUUAAAAUAGAUGGCUCCUUCAAUAAUGAAACAUCCACAUGUGGCUUUAGUGGUUUAUUUAGAGAUAGCAAUGGCAUAUGGGUGCUGGGGUUCCAGGGUUCUUCAUAUGGUCUAUCUCCCCUGCAUGGAGAACUUAUGGCAUUAAAGAAAGACCUUCAACUAGCAAGGGAACAGGGUUUUACUAACAUUGAUGUGGAGACAGACUCCACAGAUGUUAUUCUAUGUCUACAACAUGGUUAUACGCUGCUUAACAAUAUUAUUCAUGAUUGUAGGUUAUUGAUGCACCAGGUGAAAGCUCAAACAGUGGAGCACAACUUCAGAGAGGCCAACAAACCAGCACACAAGCUGGCUAAGGAUGCUCUUCGUGUGAACAAUGGCAGGGAUCUCGGAACUUUGAACUAUCCUCCAUAUUUUGUAACCGCCAUCUUAGCAAUUGACUAUGAAGCUACUACCUAUCUAGUUAAGAAUAUUAGGAAGGAUGCAUGCACUAAGCUUGCAUCCCUUGGAAAUAAAAAUGUCCUUCGUGACUUUUUAAUACUAUGUAAUAGCCAAGUAGGUAACGCCCCGCUGGGCAACUUUGAUAAUGUAGCUACUACCUUCUGA